This is a messenger RNA of Stegodyphus dumicola, 1532 nucleotides long. RefSeq names its product NADP/NADPH phosphatase nocturnin (gene cu). The record is from RefSeq and is a predicted model, not a curated record. Gene Ontology annotation, molecular function: 3'-5'-RNA exonuclease activity. NCBI's taxonomy places the organism in Eukaryota, Metazoa, Arthropoda, Arachnida, Araneae, Eresidae.
GGUAGAUGAUGCAACCGCCUGCUGGCGUUGGGAGUUCGAAAAGAAAAAUUGUUUAGCUGCCUCGAAACUCCAUGCGUGUGGAACGGUGCUCUUGACAAAACCUUCGGUCUCCUUUCAAUUAUGUGCUCGUCUUUAACGUUCGUUCAUAGGCGCAUUGUGUUGCUUAUUCCCAAAAUUUUCAGUUAUGAGAUCUCGUUUGGAUUUCAUGAAUCGGGGGCUUUCUCCAGAGUUGCCAAACUUAAGAUAAUGGGCAGCUUCACCUCCUCCCAUAAAAUUCUGAACGAAGAUACUGCUGACAGUGACUUCCAUUUGCCUAAUGUAAACACAUGGGAUGACCUUCGCCUGCGGUGUCGUGAAGAAGUAGCUUGUCUUCCUCCUAAAAUUGUUCGUCAUUUCCAUAAAGUUGCAGAUUCUUCUAAAGUCUCGGAUGUGAAAUUACGAGUCAUGCAGUGGAAUGUUCUUUCUCAAGCCCUUGCCAUAAGCAGUGACAAAUUUGUUGCUUGUCCAUUGGAUGCAUUGUCGUGGUGGACUAGAAGAUGGCGUCUUCUGGAGGAAAUGGCUUCAGUUCAACCCGACAUUCUCUGUUUCCAAGAGGUUGACCAUUAUCAGUUCUUCAAGCGUACCCUAGGUCCGUUAGGGUUUCGAGGAAUUUUUUUCCCUAAACCAGAUUCACCUUGCUUUUAUAUAACUGGAAACAAUGGACCUGACGGAUGUGCUAUAUUUAUUGACGAGACAAAAUUUGAACUUCUGGAUACGAAAACCAGAUCACUAGAAAUCUGGGGUUAUCAAUCAAACCAGGUUGCAGUGCUGUGCAAAUUAAGGAGAAGGAAGGAUGAUACCACAUUUUGGGUAGCUACUACACAUCUCAAAGCUCGUCAAGGACCUUUCUUAGUUACAAUGCGUCGAGAGCAAGGCAAAGAUUUGCUUGAUUUCAUAAAAGAUUUUAGUGGCAAUAGUCCCGUUAUCAUAACCGGAGAUUUUAAUGCUAAUCCUUCCGAGCCAGUGUAUCAAACUAUGAUGAAUGAUGAUAUUUUACCACUAGAUAGUGCAUAUCGUUAUUUAUCUAAUAGGAAAACAGAACCUUCUUAUACAACAUGGAAGAUUAGAGAAGAUGGUGAAUAUUGUCAGACUCUAGAUUACAUUUUUUUCAGCCGUAACGCUUUUGAAGUGGAAAAUCUUCUUCAACUUCCAAGCACUGAAGAUAUCGGCGAAGGCAGAGUACCAUCAUAUAGUUACCCAUCAGAUCAUUUCUCUUUGGUUGCUGAUUUGAAGUUUAAAAAUCUUGAUUUUUAAGAAGUUGUGUAAAAGCAUAGCUAUUCACCAAAGACAAAUGUUGAUACAAAAACUUACAACGCAUGCGCCCAUGGAACUUUUCAUACUAUCUGAGCUUAUUGUUGACGUAGCUGAUCUUUUAAAUGUUUUUGUAUAUAUAUAUAUAUAUAUCAGCUGCUAAUUUUCAUACUCAUCAUAAUCACGAUUUUAUUAUCAUAUUGUUUUAUUUUAUAUGGAAAUUAAAUUAUUUGUUAUUUUUU